AUGAGUAGCGACAGGAAGAGUCGACAUCAUCAUGGUUCCCGUCGAGAUCAUAGAUCUUCUCCUUCUUCAUCCUCAAGGAGGCACCAUUCUGGAUCACGCUCUAGAUCUAGAUCCAAGUCCAGAUCGCGUUCCUCACCACACCGUUCUAGGUCCGGCUCCAGCAAACACCGCAGUAGUCGAAGUAGUCGCAGCCAUCGUCAUGGGCAUCACGAUAAGGGCAAAAAGCGAUCACGUCGGUCCAGAUCUAGAUCACGAUCUCGCUCAAUCUCAACAGAUAGAUCGAGUGAUUCGGAUGAUUCUUCUAUUUCAGAUUCAGAAUCUGAUCGUGAUCGUAAGCGCAGGAAACAUGGUGGCAGUAGCGGCAGCAGUCGUCGAAAGAAAGAUCGCAAAGAUAAGAAAAAGAAGAAAGAUAAGAAAAAGAGCAAGAAGGAGAGAGGGAACAGCGCUUCUAAAGAGUUUGGAACCUAUGGCAUCUUGACGCCAGCAGAUAUGUGGAACAAGGAAAACGAAUUUCAAGCAUGGUUAAUGGAGGUCAAGCAUUUGAACCCGGAGACAAUCCCUCAAAACAAGAUGAAGGAGCAUUUUGUUGGUUUCAUGGAAGACUACAAUACUGUGACAAUGCCACACGAGAAAUUCUAUAACCUUGCAAAAUGGGAAGAACGUCAACGAGCGAUCCGGAUGGGAGAACCUUUGCCGGAAGAAAAGGCAGAGAAUGCAGGAGCCUUGAAUUUGAUGAAUGAUGAAGAGAUGUUGAGGAUGAGACAGCGUGAUAAACGAAAGAUGAACCUCUCGAGUCAACCGAAGAUCCUAAUGACCCAGAGUCAACUUCAAGAGCUGAGGAAGGUCUCGCAUGAACGUGUUGAAGCAGAUCGCUUAAGGAAGAUGGGACUGGAUGCAGGGCGGAGAGGCGUUCGAUAUGAGUAA
Lobosporangium transversale is the source of this 924-nucleotide messenger RNA. RefSeq lists its product as hypothetical. The record is from RefSeq and is a predicted model, not a curated record. NCBI's taxonomy places the organism in Eukaryota, Fungi, Mortierellomycota, Mortierellomycetes, Mortierellales, Mortierellaceae. The coding region runs from base 1 to 924 and encodes 307 amino acids. The transcript is spliced from 2 exons.